ACCUCAGCACUGGGCACAGAGAAAUCAUCAUCAUGACAGAUGGCUACCUGUGGUUUGAAGGGUUACCUUUCCCCCGUGUUGGUUGGAGCUGUGAAGGCCUAAAAGAAGCAUGUACUAAAUUUGUGAUAAAGGACGAAGAUACAGUAAUGGUGUCAUACCCUAAGUCAGGAUCCCACUGGGUGAUUGAAAUUCUCUGUCUGAUUCACUCCAAAGGGGAUACCAAGUGGAUUCAAUCUGUGCCCAUCUGGGAAUGCGCACCCUGGUUAGAGACAGAUGUGGGCUAUAAAAUGUUAAAUGAGAGGGAGGGCCCACGGCUCCUGGCCUCUCACCUUCCCUUCCAUCUCUUCCCCAAGUCUUUAUUCACUUCCAAGGCCAAGGUGAUAUAUCUUAUGAGAAGUCCCAAAGAUGUUCUUGUGUCAGGUUAUUAUCAUCGGACUGUGACAAAACUGACUAAGAACCCAGAGUCACUGGAACAAUAUUUUCAAUGGUUCUUGGAAGGAAACGUGUCCUAUGGAUCAUGGUUCGAGCACGUUCGUGGCUGGAUGUCCAUGAGAGACAGGGAGAAUGUCCUGCUGCUGAGUUAUGAAGAGCUGCAGAAGGACCCAAGAAGCACCAUAGAGAGGAUCUGUCAGUUCCUGGGAAAGAAGUUGGGUCCAGAAGAACUGGACUCAGUUCUCAAGAACAGCUCCUUCCAAGUCAUGAAUCAAAACAAGAUGUCCAACUUUGAAAUACUGUCUGAGACUUUCACUACUAAGAAUUUCAAAAUCACUAGAAAAGGCAUCUGUGGGGACUGGAAGAAUCACUUCACAGUGGCCCAAGCUGAAGCCUUUGAUAAAUUUUACCAGGAGAAGAUGGCGGGUUUCCCCAAAGGGCUGUUCCCAUGGGAGUAAUGUCCUCCCCAAAUGCCAGAUUUUAUAUGGAUACUGACAUUGGUUUCCCAUCCUUGGACAUGUAUACAUCUUGAUGGUUCUUAAGAUAAAACACAUUUCUAAAAGGAAGGGGGAAGGAAGGUUAGGUAACAUAAACAGCCAGUGAAAUAUAAAAUGAUAGAUGAGAAAAAGGAAGUCUAGUCCUAUAGAGAAAGGACAAUGGGAGAGGGAGGGUCCUGGCAGGGAAAGUGGGAUCAUGCACUAAAAUGGAUUCCCAUGCACCAAGGAGUUUUUCCAAAUGAACCCAACAUAUGUGUACGUACAAAGCUGUGACAAAAAAUUUAAAAUGUGCUUCUUCA
Ictidomys tridecemlineatus (thirteen-lined ground squirrel) is the source of this 1228-nucleotide messenger RNA. The record is from RefSeq and is a predicted model, not a curated record. Lineage: Eukaryota; Metazoa; Chordata; Mammalia; Rodentia; Sciuridae.